UUAAUGUGGUUAUGUCCAAAAAUGUUACAUUCCAACAUUUUAUGAGGUUACCGAUGGCACCUGGACUUCUGUCUAAAUAUUGCCAGGUUUUWAAAAAAUCACAAGAUUUCACUGCCACUGACAGCGGUGUUUGUUUGCUUUGUCGUUUCAAAAAGUAGCUUGAUGAGUGUCCAAAGUAACAGUGGAAGUUUGGAGGGGACGCCAUCUUGGUCCCAGAUCUCCACGUCCCUUUCUCAGCAACAUAUCACGGCAGGGGUGAAGGCCAAGGGAGGCACCAUGGAGGAGCUGCACAGCCUGGACCCCCGGAGACAGGAGCUGCUGGAGGCUCGCUUCAUGGGCACGGUCACUGGCACUGGGGGCAGUACCGGGGGCAGCACUGGCAGCACCAGCGGGGGAACCAAAGGCAUGAUGAACAAUGACUCUUCAAAUCAAAGUUUUGGAAGCCUGGGGUCCUCCAGUGACAAAGAGUCAGAGAGCUCCGAUGUGAAAAGGGGGAGCUCUCCUGCAUAUUCGACUCCUGAAAAGAAACACUCUGAAUCAUCCAGAGGAAGAAAAAGGAAACCUGAUAUCCAAUCAGAGAGCAGCCAAGGGAAGUCUAUCGUGCGAGGACCCAAAAUUAGUGAUUAUUUUGAUUUCCAAGGAGGGAACGGGUCCAGUCCUGUGAGAGGUCUCCCCCCAGUGAUCCGCUCACCCCAGAACUCACAUUCCCACACCGCGCAGGGUUCCAGUAUUAUGCAAAACAGCUCAUCUCCUACGAGUCUGUCUUUUGGGGACCAUGUGAUGCAUCCUAAGCAGUUAGCAGUCAAAUGUGUGCAGACUGACCUGACGGGGCUCAAGUUGGCUGCCCUUGAAAGUYACAAGAACCUGGACCUUGAGAAAAAAGAAGGCAGAAUAGAUGAUUUGCUUAGGGCAAACUGUGAUCUCAGGAGACAGAUAGAUGAACAACAGAAAUUACUUGAAAAGUACAAAGAACGCUUAAAUAAAUGCAUCACCAUGAGCAAGAAGUUGCUCAUAGAAAAGAGCACCCAGGAAAAGCAGGCGUGCCGGGAGAAGAGUAUGCAGGACAGACUACGGUUAGGCCAUUUUACCACUGUACGACAUGGAGCCUCCUUCACAGAGCAGUGGACAGAUGGCUUUGCCUUCCAAAACCUAGUCAAACAGCAAGAGUGGAUAAACCAACAGAGGGAGGAAAUCGAGAAGCAGAGAAAACUCCUAGCAAAGAGGAAACCCCCAUCCUCCAGCAACUCCCAAGCACCAACCACAAACUCUGAGCCAAAGCAACGCAAAACCAAGGCAGUGAACGGAGCGGAGAACGAUCCCUUUCUCAAGCCCAGCCUACCUCAGCUGUUGACUCUAGCAGAGUACCAUGAGCAGGAGGAGAUUUACAAACUGCGACUCGGGCAUCUCAAAAAGGAAGAAGCUGAAAUCCAGGCGGAGUUGGAGCGUUUGGAGAGAGUACGGAACCUUCACAUUCGGGAACUUAAGAGAAUAAAUAAUGAGGACAGUUCACAAUUCAAAGACCAUCCGACUUUGAACGAGAGGUAUCUACUUCUGCAUCUUCUGGGAAGAGGAGGCUUUAGUGAAGUUUACAAGGCGUUUGACUUGAUUGAGCAACGGUAUGCUGCUGUGAAAAUUCACCAGCUCAACAAGAACUGGAGGGAGGAGAAAAAAGAGAACUAUCACAAACACGCCUGUCGAGAGUACAGAAUACACAAGCAGCUGGACCACCCCAGAAUCGUCAAGCUGUAUGACUACUUCUCACUGGACACAGACACGUUUUGCACAGUUUUGGAGUACUGUGAAGGAAAUGACCUGGACUUCUACUUGAAGCAGCACAAGCUAAUGUCAGAAAAGGAGGCCCGCUCCAUUGUCAUGCAGAUUGUGAAUGCUCUCCGAUACCUGAACGAAAUCAAGCCCCCCAUCAUCCACUAUGACCUCAAGCCAGGUAACAUCCUGCUUGUGGAUGGCACAGCUUGUGGGGAAAUCAAAAUCACAGACUUCGGUUUGUCCAAAAUCAUGGAUGACGACAGCUACGGUGCAGAUGGCAUGGACCUGACCUCACAAGGAGCAGGGACCUACUGGUACUUGCCUCCUGAGUGUUUUGUUGUUGGCAAAGAACCUCCAAAGAUCUCCAACAAGGUGGACGUGUGGUCUGUUGGCAUCAUCUUUUUCCAGUGUUUAUAUGGAAGAAAACCAUUUGGUCACAAUCAGUCUCAGCAGGAUAUCCUGCAGGAGAACACAAUUCUUAAAGCAACCGAAGUUCAGUUUCCUGUCAAGCCUGUUGCCAGUAAUGAAGCAAAGGCCUUUAUAAGGCGUUGCUUGGCAUACAGGAAGGAGGACCGGUUUGAUGUUCACCAACUGGGAAGGGAUUCCUACCUGCUCCCUCACAUGAGGAGGUCCAGCUCUUCAGGGAAUCUGCAGCUGGGCGCUGGUGGCUCAGGACCUGCCUCCUCCAGCAUCAUCUCAUACUGAGGGCCGGCUGUGCACUGACUGAGCCCUGCAGAG
Salvelinus sp. IW2-2015 is the source of this 2505-nucleotide messenger RNA. It is a transcript of the gene tlk1a, whose product is annotated as tousled-like kinase 1a. Lineage: Eukaryota; Metazoa; Chordata; Actinopteri; Salmoniformes; Salmonidae. Gene Ontology annotation, cellular component: nucleus. Gene Ontology annotation, biological process: peptidyl-serine phosphorylation; intracellular signal transduction; chromosome segregation. The record is from RefSeq and is a predicted model, not a curated record. Gene Ontology annotation, molecular function: ATP binding; protein serine/threonine kinase activity.